CAGCGCGAACGGGGAGCGGUGAGUGACGUCACGUGGCCACCGAGCGCGGCGGAUCAGUUGGUUUGGGAGGCAUUUCGGUUAGAAGCACCGAAUCCGCCGAGAAACCUCACAAACGGCCCGGAAUGACUUAGACCCAACGCAUCACAGCUUAAUCGAGCUGUUUCAGAUGCUGAAAUCAGCUGAAUGGUGUGCCGGACAUGGACUGGCCUGUAGAUGAGCCGAGGUUUGCAGCGAUGGAGAGCACAGCAGAGGGAAUGCUGGGAAACGCUGACAGGCUUGUUUGCGAUGAUGGCAGUGGCGUCUCGGUCACGCUGGAGAACGAGUCGGUCUGGAGCCGCUUUCACAGCCUGGGCACGGAGAUGAUCCUGACGGUGCAGGGCAGACGCAUGUUCCCCUGCUGCCGCUUCCGUCUGAGCGGCUUACAGCCCGAGCUCAGCUACUUCCUGAUCCUGGACAUCACGCCUCUGGAUGAGCUCCGACACCGCUGGAACGGGGAGACGUGGGAGCCUCACGGAGCCGGCGAGCCGCACCUCCAGAGUCAUGUGUGUUUCAGGGAUGGAGCGAUAAAUCAUGAUAAAAUUCCCCACGUGUGUUUCCAUCCGGACUCUCCGGCUGCGGGUCAGCGCUGGAUGGACGGGCCUGUGUCCUUCUACAAGAUGAAGCUGUCGCACAGCUCUGAGGAUCCAGACGCCGCUGUGGUUCUGCGGCCCAUGCACCGCUAUCAGCCGCGGCUCUACGUGGUUCCCGCGAGCUCCUGUCCUGAGCCGGACGUCCAUGUCUUCACCUUCCCUAAAACAGCGUUCUAUGCGGUGACCAGCUACCAGAACCCGCUGAUAACCCGGCUCAAGAUCGACUGCAACCCCUUCAUGCUGGCGUUCAGAGAGGACGGGGCGAGCGCUCGCCUCAUCCAGAACAAACUCAAGCUGGCUCUGAGCGAGAAACACCGCAGCUCGACACACACACAUCAUGAGUCCAGUGAAGAGGGAAGGAUGAGUGACGAGACGCUCGUUAGAGACCCAUCAGCUGAGCCUGUGGCCUCGUUAGCCCCUGCAUCUGCUGAUGAGGUGUCUCUGCGAUCGUCUCAGAGCUCAGAGCAGCACAGAUCUGGGAUCAGCUGCAGAGUGAAGCGUGUUUACCGCAGGGGCUGGAGGAGUGGCGCGAGGAAAGCCAAGGCUAAAUGGUGGACUAACGUGAAGCACAGAUCUGCUGCGGUCAGCACCGCGUCCAUGCAGCCCGACCUGGAGCACGUGGACGGCGUGCUGUUUGUGUCCUUCACUGCCAAGGAGGCGCUGGACGUUCAUGUUGGAAACAUGAGGAGAUCCGUGGAGACAUCUGCUUCAUCACACUCGCAGACUGGAGCGGAGAAGCCAGCGCGUGAUGCAGACUGGAUCUGUGAGCAGGAGCCGGUCUUACUGCAGCAGCUCCAGCAGCUGAAGAACCGGCAGAUCAUUCAUCCUGUGCUUCAACAAGUUGGGCUGAAACUGAAUCUUCUGGAUCCAGCGGCACCCAUAGACCUGCAUUAUCUGGGUGUUGCUCUACCUUUGCCUUCACCUGUCCUCACAUCAUCCUCCCACGCCGCUUUCGUUUCGCGCACUGGGAAGACGAGCGAUCUGACCAGGAUCAAAGGCUGGAUGGAGAAGUUUAGUUCAAAGAGCUCAGCCGACAGCUCGGCCGGUCACUCGGCGUUCUCCUCGGUCCUGCUGGACGAGUAUCUGGAGGCUGAAGGCCAGCGGAUCAGCGAACGCGCCGCCGUGUUUUCCUCCAGCGCUCCGUCUCCGGUGCUCUAUCAGCUGCCCGUCAAGAGCAGCAGCUACGUGAGGACCCUAGAUAGUGUGCUCCAGACGCGCAGCUCUGCCCCCUCUGGACUCCGUGACAAGCGCACUAAAGCGUGGCGAUCCAGACGAGGUGUUAGAGCGGCUCCGGAAGCAGUGCGCUCUUCCUCGGCCAGACUCCGGUGGAAGCGCAGCGUCUCUGAAGAUCCUCCUCAGCGUCCUGCAGCGUCCAGCGGAGCUCCCUCCAGACGCAGGAGAAGGUACCGGCGGCGGAGGCGGACGCUGAGGUUCAACAGAGAUGCCGUGGAUGGAGCGCAGGCCUCUGCAUUCGCUCAGAAGCACUCGGAGCUGCUGGCUCAGGAGCAGCAGGCCGUCUCUCUCGGACAGAGUCCCACUCACAUCAGCGCUGAGAGAGCCGGCUUCGCUCUGAGCUCACUGCUGACCGCAGAGAAGGCGGUGAAGACGAAGCAGCAGGUCAGGGAAGGUGUGUGUGGUAAAGACUUCUGCCGGCUGGGCUGCGUCUGUGAAAGUCUGAACAGAGAAGCGCGAGGAUCCACUCACUGCAGACGUGUGCAGUGCAUGUUCAGCUGCGGCUGCUUCAAACACAAGAUCCUCCUCGUGCGCUCCGAGCACAGCGCCGGGAGCCUGGUGGCCUUCCCCGUCGCUGGCCCCGGAUCAGACGGCAGGCCGGAGCCAGCGCUCAGAAUCAGCAGCCUGUGGAGGAGGAGAGCCGGAGAGAACGACCCCGAGCCGCUGUUCACUCCCAGAGCCAGCGGAGCGCCAAGACGAGCGCCGCGCCAUCAUGCUCCCGCGCCGCGGCCCUGUCCUCAGGUGCAGGAGACGGAGAAGGAUCCGGUUUACUUGUACCUCGAGAGCAUGAUGACGUGUGCUCGUGUGCGAGAAUACAACAGCAACCCUCCACCGCAGGUGCACUUACUGCCGGCUAAAAGAAGCGUAGCAGCACCUGAUGAAGCGAUCAGUGCCGUGUCUCAGCUGGGUCUCGCUGCGUGUCAGAAUCCAGGCGAGAGCUGUGAGGCGGGAGAGCCGGAGCCCACUAAAGUGCUGGAAAUCAUCUCGGGGUGUAACUGGGAAACCCAUCGGUCCCUGGUGCUCAAGGAACUCUUCCGCUGCAUCGACAUGAACCACCUCGCUUCGGUUUUCUACAUCGACAUCUACAAAGUGGAGCUACUCUCCAAAGAUCUGAAGAAAGACGAGAGCGGAUCCACGUUGAUUUACAAGGUCUGCGUGUCCCUCGGCAAGACGCCAGAAAAGACUCGUGAGCCGAGGAAGAGUGUGAAGAAACGAGACGAUGCGUCACAUCUGAGGAGCUCUUCCUCUCAGAAAGUCAACAGACUGAAUGUUAAAGAGAACCUGCACAUCAUACAGACAAACGCACCUGAUGAGAAACAGGCGAAGCACUUUCCUCUUCUCUCUCGUGUCGUUCCCGCUGGUCUUCUGAAGGCUGACAAGAAGACGCUAGUGCGCUCUGGACCGAUAAAGGUCAAUGGAAAAACGUACGCUCAGGCUAAAUUGAUCCUGGGCCGGAUGGGAGCGCUGCAUCCAGCCAAUCGUCUGGCAGCGUACGUCACUGGCAGAAUAAAACCACUGCCUCAAAACACGACCCGAUCGCUUUCCAAAACACUUCAGGUCAGGACGCUCAGAGAGACGAGGGGUGCAAUCUCUGCUCCAGCGACCGAUCCUUCAAAACACACAGUGAGCCAAGCUCAUUCAUUCAAAAUGCCCAUUACCCGAUCUCCGGUGAUGCCCUGGGCUCCUAAUGGCAUCAGAUGUAUUCCUGCAGCUUUGAACCCCACAUCAUCACGUAACCCUGGGCGUGGCUCAAACACUGUAGCCCCGCCCCUCUCCAGCGCCCCAGUCAUGGUAGCCCCGCCCCUCUCCGGCGCUGAGACUGUUCUCCCGGCUUCUGCUCUUCCGCCGGGGCAGCAGGUGGUUCUGCAGCCGGUCGCAGGUAUGACGGGGGUGAACAUGUGCCAGUUUAACGGCCAGAUGAUCCAGCUGGUGCCCAUCCCUGCAGCGUUACCUGUGCAGGUGCAGACCGGCGCUGGUGGAACAGGAGGUGCUCAACAGGAGCCACAAUCAGCUCAGAUGCCCACAUCAUCUUCACAGAAGGCUUCAUCUAAACCCCCUCCAUUCAUCGUACCCAGAAUCCACGCAGUGCAAGGAAACACCAGCUUUAGCUUUGGAACUGUUGCAGCUGCGGGUCUACAGGGCGGUUUACUUGCUAAAGCUGGCAUGUUUUCCUUCAGAAUAUGCCCACCUUCUGCUGAGAGCAAGACUGUGGGUCUCGACCAGACAGGAAAAGCUCCUGAGUCAACAGGAACUGCUUCCACAUUGUUACUUCCUGGAGGAUAUAGGUUAAUAAAACUGCCCAUGUUUGUCAGUCCCAGCGUGAGCAGCCCGACCGCUUCUGUACCCGCCGUAUGCACCGAGAAAUCAACCGAAGACCCGAGCGCACACCAGUCCUCAGUCUCUAUUAAAACAGAACCAGGUGAAGAGCGCAGUGGCCUGCUCUCAGAAGACGGUGCUCCAGUUAUCAUUAAAGUAGAGUCUUACAGCGGCAACUCUUCAUCCAAACAUCCAUGCGCUGAGCCAGAGGAACGAUCGCUGCACAUUAAGAUCGAGGAUGAUACGGACCAGUCCCCACAGAACAGCAAAGACUCGCCAUACCGCGCCAAAAUAGAGGAGCCAGACCACGAGACGAUCGCAGGCGUCAGUCAUCAUCUGAACACCUCUGAAAGCAGGGAUCGUGGUGUGAAAGACACAGACAGAUCCUCCUCUAAUACUGAAGUCCAGCAGCAUCUGAGAAGCCGAGAGGAGAGGAAGGACACAGCCAUUGGUGCUGGUUUAUUGUGCUCUGUAUUUGAGGGUCGCACCUCACAGAGUUUCACUAAAACACACAAACCCGGAGCUGAGGAGAUCCAGAACCGGAGGAGAAAACGACAGGCUCCGGACGAUCCACGAGUGGAUUCUGCUGCUGAACUCAAUCAAUCCAGCAGCGCGUUCAUGUACUCCAGUGACGGAUGGACCACAGAAGACAGUAAUGAUUGGUACAGUGAGGAGGAGGUGGACAUUGUGACGUAUGAGGAGUACGAUGAGAAGAUGAACAUCAGCCUCUUAAGAGCCAAGGCGAGACGGAGAACACAGCAAGCAGCUCAGAGUCAAUGGCUUCUGAAAUGUAAAUCAGCGGCCCAUCAUGCAGUGCGGCUGAUGUCUGAUCUGCCGCUGUAUAAGCGAACGUGGUGUCUGAACCGAACGCUGAGAGAACGGAAGCAGCUCGCUGAACUACAGCAGAGUUUGGACUCGCUGAAGAGGAUGCUGGGUGUUGAAGAAGACGUCAUGAUGAGCACUCAAGACCUGCUCCGAGAGGCUCGUCAGAUGAUCGGAGCUCUUGAGGAGCACAGCACAUCUCUGAUGGCCAAGAAACGGGCCUUGAUUCGGCAGCAUUCUCAUUAUCAGACUCUGAUCUCACAGCGCUCUGGUGCAGACGUGACAGGAACAGAAUUACAACAGAAAACAGCAGCUCCUUCAUUACCCAGAAGCCCUUCAGAGACGCGUGCACACAGUCAGUCAGUGCUGAAGAGACGUUUGCCCAGCGUAAUCCUGCAGUCCUUCACCAAGAUUUAGCCUGAGACGAGUGUGGUGAUCCAGAGGAGGAGGAGGAGGAGGAGGAGAAGAUCUUCAUCAGUCCGAGAGAGGAGGAAAUGAGACGUGAACCUGUGAACACAAACACAUCAUCUGCAGGUGUGCUGCUUCACCUCAUCAAUACCACAGUAAACAUGAGAGUAUGCAGGGUAUUCUGGAGUCAUUAAUAUCUCCAGCUGAAUCAUGUGGAUGGAGCAAUACUUUCAUUUUCUGCUAAUGAUGGAUAGAACUGGCCGUUUUUCACAUUUAUAGCAUAAGCUUGUACAAUCUUUGUAAAAAGCCAUUGUGAAUCAAUAUUUCUCAGGAUAUUACUUGAUGAUGAGCUCAUUAACCCACAUAUUUCUAUGGCUUCUUGUUUAAUACUAAACAUGUUUUGCUCAGUUCAUGGAUUAUGUGUUCCUUUUGUUAGAAUAGAUUUAUUUUUGUGAUUUAUGCAUCAUUAUGGAUGGUUGAUGAGGCCUGUGUUAGUUUUCUGUCAUUUAUAAUCACUGAUUAAUCUCCCAGAGAUCUGAACUUAUCGCUCAGGCUGGAAAAUAACUCAUAACCAGAUGGAUCUUAAUGCAUUCAUUCGGCAAAGUUUGUAAAUUAUGUGGAUUUUCCCUCUUUAUCAGAUUGAAAUGGCCUCAGAAUUGAGUUGAUAUUAUGGCCUUGUGCAUAAAUAAAAUGUAAAUCCAU
This is a messenger RNA of Sinocyclocheilus anshuiensis, 6110 nucleotides long. It is a transcript of the gene mgab, whose product is annotated as MAX dimerization protein MGA b. Gene Ontology annotation, biological process: cell fate specification; positive regulation of DNA-templated transcription; regulation of transcription by RNA polymerase II. The transcript has 23 exons. The record is from RefSeq and is a predicted model, not a curated record. Gene Ontology annotation, cellular component: chromatin; nucleus. Gene Ontology annotation, molecular function: DNA-binding transcription factor activity, RNA polymerase II-specific; RNA polymerase II cis-regulatory region sequence-specific DNA binding. Lineage: Eukaryota; Metazoa; Chordata; Actinopteri; Cypriniformes; Cyprinidae. Bases 198 to 5417 code for a protein of 1739 amino acids.